AUGGAGAGAGGCAACGAGACACGCAUUCGCGAGGCCAUUGACAACAUUAUUCUUGAUGAGUUGGCACCAGUGGAGCAGGUGCGCGAAGGUCGUGAGAUGAUUGAUGCGCUCCGUCAGAAGGAGGACGCUCUUGCAGCACAAAUCGAGACCUUUGACGCCGACAUCGCUGAGACUAUAGCCAAGGUUGACCGUCUAUGGUCAACGCGGGCUAGGGAGCAAG
This is a messenger RNA of Perkinsus marinus ATCC 50983, 220 nucleotides long. RefSeq lists its product as hypothetical. Lineage: Eukaryota; Perkinsozoa; Perkinsida; Perkinsidae. The annotation marks the transcript as partial. The transcript has a single exon. The record is from RefSeq and is a predicted model, not a curated record.